Solenopsis invicta (red fire ant) is the source of this 2589-nucleotide messenger RNA. RefSeq lists its product as uncharacterized. The coding region runs from base 838 to 1566 and encodes 242 amino acids. The transcript is spliced from 6 exons. The record is from RefSeq and is a predicted model, not a curated record. Lineage: Eukaryota; Metazoa; Arthropoda; Insecta; Hymenoptera; Formicidae.
UGCAUAAUAGGUCGAAGAAGAACAAAAGUGGUAAUAUAAGCUAUACAAAAAUAAAUUCACAAAUUGGUUCUUGUUUAGAACGAAGACAAUUCUGGCGAGUAUUUAGCCUCACUGCGAGUUAGUUAUUAUUAAUUAAAAUUAUUGUUAAUCAAAUUCUGUCGUGAAAACAGAAAUAGUAUGCAAAAAGUAAAUGUAAACUUUAAUUUAAUUUUAGUAAUGUCUUCAAGCUCGAUUCGCUUUAAUAAGUAAUAAUUCUCUUCCGUCAAUUUCACGAGGUUGACAUUUAAAACGUUAAUACAAACAUUUUUUUGUAUUCUGUUUACGAACGAGACAAGGUUAGUUGGUCGAAUCAUCCUAUAUUUAUAUCAAUCUGGUAAGGCCUCAUACAUAUUCAUAUUAGUGAAGACUCCGGGAACAACAUGUAAAUGCGAGCCAAUAAGCGAACGAAUAUAUUUUUCGUCUAACAUGCAAUACAGAUUUUGUUCUCUCGAAAGCCGAGUUUCACGAUCAGAUGAACAAAACUACGCGAUCUGAGCACUGCUAGUCGGACUUAAAAACUUAAGGAGUUUUGCGAGUUUUGAGCGGACAAUUGUAAUCAAAACUUCCGUCACGCACUAGCACGGGAACUGUGAUUGCGCGUCGAGUGAUAGAGAGAAAGCAUUGCAUCGUAGAAAUUGACGAAAUACUCAACGACUCAGUUUUCGAAAUCUUAUAUGUUUGUUUAAUUGGAAUAUCAAUUCAAUAUUUAUUACAUUGCAUAAACAGUUUUGAGAAGUGCAAUUAAAUAAGUCGUCCGUAAUCUAAUCGAAUAGCUGUUGGGAAUACUGAACAAUCGACAUGUUAUUUUACAUUAUUGCAUUCAGCGUUGCAAUACUUGGAUUAUCCUCAGCCAACAAACCUACGCUUCCUGUAACCAGCUGCAAACGGGGUUCAGAUGAUUAUUCCGCUUGUUUAAAACGUGCUUUUCAAGAAGCAUGGCCACGAUUUGUUGCAGGGAUGCCAGAAUUUGACUUUCCAUCUUUGGAUCCAUUAUAUUACAAAUAUGGCAAAGUUGUAUAUAAUUCAGACCUGAUACAUGCAAACGUUAUUGGGUCAAAUAUCACUGUUUUUGGUUUCUCGAAGACUCAUGUUUUUGAUAUCAGAACACAUUUUUUUAAUGAUAAUUUCCGUUUGGAAAUUGACGUAAUUUCACCGAAACUAUUCAUAGAAGGUAUCAUGAAUAUGAAUGGUACUCUAGGAGGUAUAUUUAGAAUUGUUCGUGAAGGUCCUUUUAAUAUAACUGGUGAUGAUGUGAGAGCAACGUGGGGUUUAACAGGGCAUGUAGUAAAUGACACGUGGAUUGUAGAACACUUUCGUAUGUUACCGUCAGUUGAAACGGUUAAAGUAUAUUUUAACCUUUUUCCAGACAAAGGAUUGAAUGAUCUUGUCGUAUUUUUUGCGAACGAAUUCUGGCCAUCAUUAUAUCGUUAUAUAAUACCAAUAACGUCUAAUGUAUGGGAUCCAUGGUUAGCUGGUAUCGCUAAUAAGUUUUUUUCGAAAGUUUCCUUCUCAGAAGUAUUUCCAUAAAACUCAUAUAAUGAUUUACAAAGAGAUGUAAAAUUACCGUUAAAUUUAAUGACAAUUAUUUACGGCGAAAUUAUGCUAGAUACUAAUUUAUUGGUAAUUUUAAUAACAUUUAUUAUUAGAUUGAUGUAAAAAUCUAGAUUUUCUCUCCGCGGUAUCCGAAAAAUUGGUGCAUAGGCUACUUUUCUUGAAACAAAGAAGCGCAAAAAUCACUUUUUGUAUAAAUAAGAGAAUUUGUGGAGCGCAGAAGAUUGGUCAUAAUUAAUUCGUUAUUAGUGCUAACCGUCAAUUGUGUCAGCAGUCGCAGUUAUCUCUUAAAAUCAAUCGAACAUUUUGCAUGUACCACGAUUUCGAGAUUCUGCAAAUCAUUCCAAAAUUGUCCUCGAUAGACGAUCUUUGCGGCCCACGAUCAUCCUUAGUUCUACUUCAAUCUAUGUACUCUUGGAUACAGCAAGUAGUGAGUUAAACCGUUAAUACUUAUUUUUAUGUGUAAGGUUAUCUACACGUUUGAAUUCACAGCAAGAAACAUGCAAUAAAAAUUUGGACUAAUCCGAGAUCGAUUUCGUGACGCACUUUCUCUAUUUUUGCCUACCAUCUCGAUCUUUACCAUUUCCAAAGAAGUUCCGAAGCUUUGAAUUUUUCAAAAAGUCUUCCUCCCCGUAAUACCUUUCACUCCGUCUGCAAAGAUGAUUUUUAUCAGGAUUCUCCUCUUUCAUCCAGAAUAAUCGAAAUCCUAAUACACUUUCUAUCUUCUGCCUGUCUUUCUAAUCACGAGUUUGAAGAGAUUCUCUUUGAUUCUUUCGCUUUCCCUUAAGCGAUUUUCCCCUCUUCCUUUCGGAUGUUUCUUCGUUGGUUCUGAUUUAGUAAAUUGAGUAGAGCUUACGACAUUUAUUUUUCGUGUUUCUGCUGAUUAAGUGAUCUAUGUAUUUACCUGAAAUUCUCUUAUUUUUUCUUGAUACUGGCAUAUUAUUUUUCCAUUUAUUUCUCGCUCCUAUCAUUACAAUCGAGAAUUAGACUAACUUUUUG